Messenger RNA from Saccostrea echinata, 10513 nucleotides. RefSeq lists its product as uncharacterized. Bases 1 to 10341 code for a protein of 3446 amino acids. Gene Ontology annotation, molecular function: protein binding. The transcript is spliced from 24 exons. Lineage: Eukaryota; Metazoa; Mollusca; Bivalvia; Ostreida; Ostreidae. The record is from RefSeq and is a predicted model, not a curated record.
AUGUACGGUCUGGCAUGCACGCGAGAAAAAGUAGAGGUUUUAUUUUUCGUCUUGGCAGGAUAUUUAGUCACAGUCCAUUGUCAACCAUGGAUUAUGGUUUUUCGUGGAGCAUCCGGAAGAAUUGGUGGCAGUAAUGAUAUAUACAAAUUAUGGAGUACUGAAGGAACCUCUGGUUUAUCCGAGCCAAGAGCCAGGCAAAUAGGGAGUAGAUGUAGUAUCCAUUACAAAAACAAGCUAGUAGACGAAUGGAGGAAAAUGAUAAUUCAUGGGGUAAAGCUUGCAAUUUACAAAGAUGGAAGAGAAAUGAAAAACAUAAUUUUCGAAUCCAUGCCUUCCACUGACAAAUCUAAUUGGUUCAAAAGUAAACAUUUGAAUUCCUCUAGCUUCAGUGACCUAAACAAGUGGGGGUCAUAUACCUUAUUUGGAAUUGAAGGUGAUUCUUCUAUGCAAAGACGUUUCGUAAUAAGCAAUAAUGGAGGAAGAUCAAAUGAUAUAGGGGACUUCUGGUUCGGUAUUUUUGAGACUCAAGUAUAUGACUGGGAGCGAAAUUUACUCCCAACCAUAAUGUACAGUCCAAGUAAUUCAGCAACCAGAGGAAAACUGCAACAAAAGGAAGUAGGAGAAAAUAACCCCCUUACUAUGCAGUGCAAUCCAGGGAGUAUAAUACAUAUAUACAGCGCACGUUAUGGAAGAGGAGGCUGUUGGGGUAAUGUAAUUGGUAAUGUAUUACCUAGAUGUCCGAAUCAAGAGAGAUGUGUAAUUGGAGCGACAAACGCUGUUCUUGGUGAUCAGUGUCCAGGGAUCCCAAAACUUUUACAAAUAAAGUAUUCAUGUGUUCCACACAUUGCCGAUGAAUUUGCCAUUUAUGUGAAAGCUGAAGAUCAGUCAAGGAUAGAAAACUGUGUAGAAAAAGAUUUGGACUGUUACCUGUCAACCGAAGGUCAUUGCAAAAGAUGCAACUCAACACAUCCUGUCAAGCUUUACAACGGAAACAAAGAGUGUGCCUGGCUUUGUUCGCAAGAAAACAGACAUUGCUGGCCUGGAACAUGUGGUGCUGAUAAUGUUGCAAAAGAUUGUCAGUGCGACGAAGGAUUUUUUACUGAAAAGGAUGCAUCUCAAGCUCAGUGCAUAAUGACCCGUCAGCCUACGAUUGAAACUUGUUUUGCUGGGCUUCAUGGAGUCAAAGGAGAACACGUUACCUUAAGAAAAAUAAACUCUUCCUCUGCAUGUAAAGAUCAAAAGGAUAAUUUUAUUAAUUUUCAGCCCGCCAGGACAGAUUUUACCUUACAGUACGCAUUUACUGUAACACCAGCUUAUCCCAGGCCGACCUUUAUAAAAGAAUAUAAAUUUGGAAUAGGAGGAGGGAGCCUAACACUUCAAUGGAAACAAACAACUAAAGGCAAUACAGUUUUAAUUUUGGAUAAUGAGCUCUCUUACUAUGGGAUAAAUUUGGACAAACUAAAUGAUACUGUUCAUCUUGAAAAUGGUACCGUAUUAUCUCGUGUUUCUAUGGAGAAUGGAGACGGGUUGUGCUACACUUUCAAGGCUACAGGUAAGGGAUACCUACAGACAACAGCGUUGCACGAUCCACUAAAACUUCUCCAAAGAAGAUACUACAAUGAAACCGUGGCUACGAGAGAUACCUGUUUUUGGUUUGAUAAUCUAAAACCUGUUCAUUGCAAAGUCACAGGUGAAUGUAAAGAUUUAGAAAUUAUUCAAAUGAACUCCAUAACAAAAUCACCAGUUGUGACCAUAGGGCUAGAAGGUUGGAAAGAUUCAGAUAUUUUCAAGGGUAAACGUAUCAAUGCUUCUGGAAUUCGGCAAUAUGAGGUUUCUGUUUACAGCAUAGGUGGCGAUGAUGCUCUGCUACAAGCCGAUCUAUCAGCAGACAAAAGCAACACAAAAAAAUCAGAUACAUCAGAACCACUGCAUAUUGAAAUUACAAGUUGUGGUCUUUUUGAAAUCCAUCUAGAAGUUGUCGAUAAUUCUGGCGAAGGAAAUGUCCAAAUAGCAAGGCGAUUUGUGCUAUUUGACAAUUGCUCUAAUGUUCAAAAGAAUCCAAAUAAGAAUCUUUUUAUUGCAACAGCAGAUAUUAAUUCAAACAGAACUUGGCAAACACAGAAAAGAAAACUUUGUUUUGACUGGACAGGGCGAUUUUUUAAUACUUUACACAAAAAGACCAAUCUUCUUAAACCAAUUAAACGUAAAUCUACAAUUGCAGAGGAUUACGAAGACAAUGAUUAUCCUUUGCCAAGAAAUGGCACCGCUAACAUUGACGGUAUCGUGGAAUUAAAUUUCACAAUUACUUUGAAUGGCAAGAAAAGAAUAGUAAAUCAGCGGCACGAAAAUGUAUUGAUCCAGAAACACUGUGCCAGUUUGCCUCUAAAGGAUGGAGAUUCUGUAACGGUUGAUGUUGUUGCCACAGAUAUCAUGGGCAACUUUAACAGUGACUCCACCACUGUGUUUAUAGAUACAUCUGUUCCGGAAAUUACUAAUAUGGGUUUAAAUAAAGGUGACUUCAGAGGACUUUUCGUUCACAACACCAUUGAACUUUCAAAAAUGAAAAUGAUUUUGACCAUACGAGAUGUUCACAGUGGAAUAAAAUCCAUCCAGUGGUAUUUGGGCACAAGAUUAGGUCAAGCAGAUAUUGGAGAUGGGACUUUGGCGGUUAAUCGUCUAUAUAAUGGAACCGACUGUAUCAACGACACAGAGUGUUAUUGUCCUUUUCAUGGCCCAUGUGAAAAAUCAAUAUACAGCAUAGAUAUGUCAAAACUGAUGACCAAACAUAACAACACUGGACAGCAUAAUAGAGACUAUUUCUUCACAUUUGUCGUGACAAACAACGCCUUUCUACAAACUGUAGAACAUUUGGAUAUCCUUGUUGACGAAUCGGCUCCCGUCAAAGGAGUGGUCAGGGAAGGUGCUCCCGGAGAAAAGGACAAUGAUUUUACCAACGAAAACAAUACUGUUUUAAACUGGGAUGGUUUUAUAGACCAUGAAAGUGGAAUAAGGUCUUAUAAAGUAGUCAUGUUCUCUAGAUGUCUCAGAUUGAAUGAAAUACUAAGCAUUAGAUCAAAUGAAAGCAUUAUUAUAGUAAAUACAACAAAGAAAUCCGCUCGUCUUUAUUUUCCAAAGAAAGGAAAGUAUUUUACGUCUGUGAUUGCAUUUAACAAUGCAGGGGAAAGUUCAGAUGUUGCGUGUUCAGACGGUAUAACGUACGAUAUGUCUCCAGUGCAAAUUUUUAAUCUUGCUGGGCAACGAUUUAUCACAAAAAAGGGAAUAGCAUGUGAUGAAAAUGAUAAUCCUUUCAUAAUUUUGGACAACCUAACAAAGAUACAGUUAAAGAACUCGUCUCGGUGUACUCAAAUUUGCAGAAAUUUUUCAUUUCCAGGGUUUAUAAAAAAUUUACCUCAAAUAAACAAUGCAUAUGCAGAUGAGAUAUACUCUGAAGGAAUGUGUGAAAAGGUCCCUCCAUUCAACAAUCAAGAAAUCUAUGUUCCUUCCGACAAGAUCGAAGUUUCAUGGGAAUUUCGUGAUUUGGAAUCUCAGCUUGAUGAUUUUCUCGUUGGAUUUGGCCAAUCAGAUUCGGAAUAUCUCAGUCCUUCUCUUCUUUCAUACACUAAAACAUUAGGAAGACCAAGGUAUAUUAAUUAUCAUCCUGGGUUACGAAGCGCAGAAAUAUUUUGGAUGUAUAUCAAAAGCAUUAACAAGGCUGGAGUUGAAGAAACUGUUCGAGUAGGACCAAUGAUUAUUGAUUCGACACCUGUUGUUGUUGUUAAAGAACUAGACUUGGUUAUUGAAAAUGGAAAUAUUUAUAUUGGAUGGGAAAAUGAUACAUUCAUUGAUCAGGAAGAAACAGAUCCGAUAAAUUCUAUUCUGUUUCGAAUAGGUAAGCAAUCUAAAUUCGUCACUCCUUUUCUGCAGCAUUAUAGAACAAAUGAUUGCCCACGAUCUAACAUGGCUGACUGCAUUAUAUACCCUAUUGAACGUCUUCAUCCCUCAAAAACAGAGAACUCGGCCAAGUAUUUGGUGGAAAUAAUAGUAACCAACAAAGCAGGUCACAUUGGGACGACAAAAUCAAGGUCAUUUUGGAUUCCCUCGCAGAUUCCUCCCGGACCUGGAGUUGUUAUUGAUACUGAUACUUCAGAGUUUUCCGAUAUGGAUUAUAUACUGUACCCAUCUAAACUGUGUGUAAAAUGGAAGGGAUUUGAACACCAUGAAAACAUCACGUUUGAAGUUGGAGUCGGAACAAAAAAGGAUAAAGAUAAUGUUAUUCGUUAUACACAAUCAACUUCAAAAGAAAAACAUUGUUUUGAUGCAAAUGUCCUCGAACCUUUUGUUAAGUAUUACUCUCUCGUUAAAGCUAGUUCUUACGGAGGACAGACCGUUGUUUCUUCUGAUGGAAUCACAUUUAUUCAUGAGAAUUUUACGUCAAGCAUUCAAUCAUAUGAUGGUAAAGGAUGUCCGAUAGACACUUCAAAAAAUAUUAUUCUGUAUGACGUAAACUCUAGAGCAGGAUGUGAAGUAACAAUCAAUAAAACAUUGAAAAUUGGUAAAAUAUAUUCAUUUGUAUUCAAUAUUUCAACCAUUUCAAUUAACUCAUCAGGGGCGUUGAUAUUGAAAACAAUCACAGAAAUCAACCGCAAAAUUGUUAUCUUCAUAGCAAAAUCAAAAUCUCUUAAAUUUUCCACACAAUCAGACACUGCAUUUGAUAUCAGUUUCCAUCAAUGUAAUCUUGAUAUAGACUUCACAGAGAAAACAGAUGUUGUAACUCUACACUGGACAAAAAGAAAGGAUAAUGUUAUUCACCCCACGCGUUAUAUUGUAAAGCUUAAGCAGGAAAUUCGGGGGUCUGAUGAUAAACUUAUUUCGAUGAAAGAGCAGUCCAGUAGUGCUACUUCUGCUUCGUUUGAAAACGUUAAAUUAAUCGAGGAAACCACUUACUUUGUCGAAGUCUCUCCAUGCUUUGGCCAUAUCUGCCUAAAUUUCACUCGCUCAGAUGGGUUUGUGUUUCACCAAAAAACUUCACCAAUAGAAUUUAAAGACGCCACUCUGAAUUUUACUGGUAAACACAAAAUUCUGACUGCAAGCUGGGAAAAAUCAAUCAUAAACGAAUCUAAAAUACAACUUGAAAGAUGGACCCUCUCUUUUGAUGCGAUGGCAAGAGAUCUCCUUUUGAAUUGGACCUUAGUUACAAAUGAGAAAGAGGUAAAUCAAAACCUGGGCAAUUUUAUAGCCACAAAGAGGAGAAUCUAUUUCUGUCUUCAGAAUUGGUUAGAGGACGAACAUUGGUUCGUUCAGUGUACUCCUGUGAUUGUGACGAACAAUCCUGUUGAAAAUAAUCUCAAUAUUUUAGACAUAGAUCUCAACAGAAUUAAUAGAAGUUUUGCUGAUUUUAUUUCUCGGGUUUCGUUCAGUAAGAAUUUAGGGAAUCUACAGCAAAGUGUCCACGAUCUUGAAAUUGAUUAUUGUACACCUGAUGCCAAAAUGUCAGUUCUCAUUUUGGGGCAUGACGGGGAAGACUUGGACGCAUUCCUUAUGACUUCACCCGAAACGCCCGAGACUGUGGUUGAUUGUAAAAAACGCUUAGACUGUCUUUCAGCAUCGGAAGUUAACAAAGGAAUAGCAAAAUUUACAAUCGUACCACUGACUCAUGGAACAAUUUUGUUUUCUUGUAUUCGGGGCAAAAACGAAUCAUAUGGCUGUAGUGAUGGGUUUUUUGUAGAUUCAACCCCUCCUCGACGUGGCCAAGUAACGAUACAAGGUUCCCAUGGAUUUAUUACCUCCCUUUCAGAUUUAUCACUGAAUAUUGAACCAUUUAUUGAGGAUGCCAAGCCUAUAGGAGAAGAAAAUCUCCCUUCUAUUAGCUAUUACGAAUAUGGAAUUGGUACAAUGGCAAGAGUUGAUGAUGUAUUGGUCUGGCAGAAAACAACCAAACAUGGACCAAUCAGAAUCCAAGAACUUAAACUAAAUCAAGGAGAGACCUAUUACCUCAGUGUUUCUGCUACAAACAGGGCAGGGCUGAAAAGUCCGUACGUUGUGACCCAGUUCACAGUGGACAUUUCUCCUCCUGAUGCUGGUAAACUUUACAUAGGAGAUGUCAUAGAGAACUACUACAUAUCGAAUCAUCCUAUAACGGUCCACUGGCGAGGGUUUGCAGAUGAUGAAAGUAACAUUAUGGAGUUUGAGUGUGGUCUUGUAUCCAACAAUGGGGAAAUCAUCGUACCAUUCACUCAUGCAGAUGUCGAUUCAAUAAUUUUUGAAAACAUUAAAAACCUCAUAGAUGGUCACUCAUAUAGAGCAGUCUUAAAGGUAACUAACCACGCCCUUCUGUCUUUGAUUGUGUAUUCUCAUAAUUUUACUGUGGAUACUUCUCCAACGCACCCAGGAACAGUUUUUGACAGCUUUGAAAGAUAUACGGACGAAGAUUACCAGACAAGUGUGGAUGUCGUUUGUGCCAGUUGGAAUGGAUUCAGUGAUCCUCAUUCAGACAUCUUAGGUUACUAUACAGGUCUUGGUAAUAACCCAAACUUUCCUGAUGUAAAACCCUUUAGGGAUAUCAGUCUUCGUCAAGAUUACUGUUGGAAAAUUAGUCUGACAGCUGGACAGAAGUACUUUACGUUCGUUAAGGCCUGUAAUAGAGCUAUGCUUUGUUCCACAUCGGUUUCAGACGGUAUAGUUGUGGAUAAUUCUCCACCUCUUGCUGGGAUAGUUUACAUUAAGGGUGUUUCAGGACGCAUGGCAUAUUUACAUGAUAGAACAUCAAUAAUGGCAUCUUGGGUAGGAUUUGAAGACCCACAUUCAUCUGUUGAACACUUCGAAUGGUGCAUAGGAACGAAGAAAGAAAAUUGCGACAUCUUACCUUACAGAAAUUCUUUUCUUUCCAAUGAUAUAUACCUUCCAUCUCUGUGGCUUCCUCUAAAAACUGAUUUAUUUGUGUCUGUCAUGGCAUUUAAUAAUGUGAAUCUCACUACCAACAUUAGUUCACAUGCUUUUAGAGUAGACGAAACACCACCCAUAGUCAUUUCACAACCAAAAAUCCACACCUUUAAAAGUCCAUUAACUGAAGCAACUCAAAUUCAAUAUGAUGAUUCUAUUCUCAAAUUAUCUUGGCUAUUUAGUGAUAAGGAGAGUCGUAUCUCCCAUCAUUUUAUUACUCUAAGCAGUCAUCAUAACAAAAAAGUACCGUAUGAAGGAGUCAUUCACGACAACGUUAACACAAUCAUGAUCCCAUUUAAUGCCACUAACCGUCUGUUAAAUGGAGACCGAUACUCUGCAGUUGUGACGGCAUGUAACCAGGCAGGUCUGUGUACAGUCAGUGAGAGCCAACCCAUUCUAAUUGAUUCCAGCCCUCCUCAUCUUGGUGGUUUUACGUCUGAACACUUGUGGCAAGUUUCUGACAAUCAGACAAGUGCAACUAUCUCUUGGUUUGGGUUUCAAGAUGUCGAGUCUGACAUAGCAUUCUUCAAACUUUCUGUUGGACAUACGUAUAAUGGAGGUGAAUUUACUAAUGGGUUCUAUCAAAUAUUAGGAAACCAGACCUCGGCCACAAUUCCUCUCUAUGACUUCAAACCUUAUAUGCAUAAUGAAAUAAUUUUGUCCAUUUAUGCAAUAAAUCAUGCGGGACUAAAAAGCAGAACUGCCAAGGCAACAGUGCUCACUACGAUGUCUGACAAAUCUGGAUUGAGAGGGCGAUUUCUAACUCAGAGAUAUUCUUGUAAAACUUCUUUUUGUAACAAUGAUUGUACUUGCGGGGUAGUUGGAUUGAAGUGUAGAUUUAAUGGCAAAAAUACAUGCAGGGAAGUAAAUAACACUCACACCGAGGUUUUCAUAGGUUCCUCAAAUUCUUCUGACAUCUUAAUUCAGUCAUCCACUACCUGCAUUGCUGGUUCCUGGAGAUCAAACUCCAGCAAUAUUAAAAGAUAUGAGUGGACAGUUGGAUUGGUCAAUGAAGCUCCAGGGCAGGGCAUUUUUGACCUUCAAAAAGAGGAUCCAUGGACUGAUAAUGAUUUAGAAACAAGCAUUCUAUUUUGCUUACCAGCACAUAAGACUUUAGAAAACAAUCAAAAGUAUAUUCUGUAUGUGAGGGCUUGGGUCUCAGGAGAUGAGUAUGGGAUCUCCAAAAGCAAGAGCAUUACAAUUAAGGAUGUCUCCCCUAGAGUCAGAAGAGGAAAAUUUAUUUCAGAAUCCAGAAAUGAGCCAUGCGGAGUCGACAUCGACUUUGCCGAAAGCCAAUGGAAAAUAUGCGCCUGUUGGAAAAAUGUUUUUAGUGAUGCUGAUCGAUUAUUGUAUACUUUCAGAGUUGGAACCUCUCCAAAACUGGACGAUGUACUCCAGUCAAUCAACCUGGGCAAUCAGACAGAACAUUGCCCUUCUUUAUUGUUGGAACCCGGUGUGCGAUACUUCUUUACAGUCAGAGCUGUCAACAAUAUCGGACUUUACACUACUUUAUCGUCCGAUGGAUUUCUUGUUGAUGACAGUUUCCCAACCUCUGGUGUGGUAUUCAACUCGCCCUCACAGAAAAAUAAACCAUUCUUCUCAAGUAAAACUCCUUCUGGAGCAUCAUGGAUUGGUUUUACCGACACAGAGUCUUUCAUAAGAAACUAUUCAUUUGGGACCCAAAUCUAUGAAAAGGGUUCGUUCCACCUCUUAGAGUUAACGUCAACAAAUUUCUCUACUUCAUCUACAUCAAACAAUUUAAAAGAUGGCUCGACAUACCGAUAUUCAGUACAGGCCAGUGAUGCGGCAGGACAUGGAAGUGCUUUAGCCUUUUCCCCUCCAUUCACUGUAGACAACACUGAACCGAGUAGCUUUUAUUGUAAAGAAAAAACUUUGAUUCUAAGAAAACUUUUGCGCUCAGAGAAAACAUCUUUUAAUAUUUCCGUAAAACAAGGAUUCUUUUAUACGUUUAAUAUUUACGAUGCAGGGGCUUCUUGGGACACAGAUAUUGUCCUGAAAUUUGAAGACGAAAUUAUGCGCCUUCCCGUAAAAAUGAAUGCUAAUGGAUCUGCUAAUAUCCAUCACGGCAUACUGGCAUCAACAACUGGUAUAAAAACCAUUUCAGUCUUACAAGAACAGUUACCUGUUCAUAAACUAAAUAUUGACAUUUAUCAAUGUUAUGCUGAUCCUUCUACUUCAAAACAAGUAAUAGAGUUUGCACAACUUUCACCAGUCAUGUUCCAAGCAUGUAUCAAAGCUGUGGAUCCUGAAAGUGGGAUACAAAGAUUCGAGCUUGGCAUAGGAACAACUGAAAAUGGAACCCAAAUAAAGACUCUUGCUGAUAUUGGGAGGAAACAUCAUUUUUCGAUGCACUUCUCUCUUCCCCAUGGUUCUCCAAUAUUUUCACAUGUUGUUGCUGAAAACGCCGCCAAUUUACAAAACUAUUUUACAUCGAACAAAAGUAUUGCCGACCACACUCCACCCUUUAUAGAGAUUCUUUCUGAGAAACUGGAAUACCAAGAGGUCGACAACAGCACCCUGAUUAAAAUGAUCCUACAAUUCCGAUCGGAAGACAUUGAAAGUGGAAUUAAAUUCUGUAGAGCUUGUAUCAAGAACAUAUAUGGAGCUGUUAUAUAUCCCUGCGAGACUACGGCAAGCCCCUUUGUGUCGAACUACAUCAAUGCCACACACGGCACGAAACUCGUACCCGAGGUCAUCUGUGUCAACGAAGUAGAACUACAAACAACACUGCAAGGAGGAAUUAACAUCGUAUCUAUUGAGAAGCCGUCACUUGAGAACGCGAGGAUCGAAUUCCUGGUCCCCGAUCCAUAUUUCCGUAUAGAGAGUGUUCCAGUCCAGAGUGAUACGACCAGAAUCGACUUCCGGUGGUUUGGCUUUGAAGAUGAUUCUGAGAUAAUAUCUUAUGACUGCAAGCUUCAGAGGGGUUCCAGCAUCAUUCAAAACUGGAUUAGUGUUGACAGACAUGACUAUGCUUCCUUCAGUAACUUGGUACUCCGAGGUGAAGAAAUUUAUACAGUGUUUAUCCGAGCCAGAAACAGUGGAGGAUGGAUAAGCCCUGCUCUAAAUGCUUCAGUUAGAAUUGAUUUGCAACAACCUGUCUUGACAGGUUCUCCCGCCAUAAUACAAGCACUCAAUUCAGAUGGAGUAUACAGGCUUGACUGGGGCCGUGUAUUCGUUUAUAAUGAACGUUAUCCUACUAGAUAUGACAUCAGCGUUGGAACUUCCGCUGGGUCUAGUGAUAUUCUGCGCCAGGAUGGCUUAGUGGAUACUACGUACGAUAUUGACGACAUGGAACACAUGAGUGUGGUUUACGUUGUUGUGAGAGCCUCGUUUCCAACUUCAACAUCUAAAGUAUAUACUGGAAGAAUUGUCUUAAAAUGAUUUGUGAUUAUAUUUUUCAGACAUUCAAUAUAACAUUGUUGUUUAAUCAGAUAAAAGGACUUUUUUGUUUUCUCUACCUAUUUCUUAAUGUAAGUGAAUAUGGAUCUCUUGUUAGUUAUACCCACUUUGUAUUUUAGAUACUUGUAAUCUGCAGAAUAAAGUAUGCAAUGAA